Aspergillus homomorphus CBS 101889 is the source of this 1499-nucleotide messenger RNA. RefSeq names its product putative aminotransferase family protein (LolT). The record is from RefSeq and is a predicted model, not a curated record. Bases 36 to 1499 code for a protein of 487 amino acids. NCBI's taxonomy places the organism in Eukaryota, Fungi, Ascomycota, Eurotiomycetes, Eurotiales, Aspergillaceae. The transcript has 3 exons.
CGGUAAUAACCACAAUCCUGGUAACAAGAGCAACAAUGCCGCCCACUCCAUUCGGCGCUCCCAUGCGCGAGCACUUCCAGCUCGACCCGAACUACAAAAACCUCAACCACGGCUCCUUCGGCACGCACCCAACCCAAAUAACGCAAACCCUCCAAACCUACCAAAAAGCCGCAGACCGCACCCCGGACGCCUUCCUCCGCUACACCCAACCGUCAGCCCUAACAACCGCCCGCACCACAAUCGCCGCGCACCUCAACUGCGCGCCCCAAGAUCUGGUGUUCGUGAAAAACGCAACAACAGGCAUCGCGACGAUCCUGCAUAACCUCCUCCCCAGCUUCUCGCCGGGGGACACGCUCAUCUACUUCUCGACGAUCUACGGGGCGGUUGAGAACGGGAUUUUCUCCCUUCUGGAUCGUGUUGGGGGUGGGGUCGGGUUGGAGGUGCGGAAGAUCGAGUACGGGUUUCCGGCUAGUCAUGCGGAGAUUGUAGGGUUGUUCCGGGGGAUGAUUCGCACGAUCCGGGCGGAGGGGAAACGGCCACGCAUCGCCGUGUUUGAGAGUGUGGUUAGUUUACCGGGCGUGAGGUUUCCCUUUGAGGCGCUGAUCGGGGUUUGUGGGGAGGAGGGGGUGUGGAGUUGUGUUGAUGCUGCGCAUGGGGUGGGGAUGAUUCCGCUCGAUUUUGGGAGGGAGUUUGGUGGUGGUGGUGGUGGUGGUGAGGGAACGGAGGGAGCAGUGGCUGGUGUGGAUUUUUUGACGAGUAAUUGUCAUAAGUGGCUAUACACCCCCCGCAGCGCCGCAAUCCUCUACGUCAAACCCGCCCUGCAACCCCUCCUCCGCACCACCCUCCCCACCUCCUGGGGCUAUAUCCCCCCUCCGUCGCAGAGUAUCAGACCCUCGCUGAUGGCGUCUACCUCGGGACAAUCGUCUACGAAGACACCCUUCGAGUCGCUGUUCGAGUUCGUCGCUACCGCCGACGAUACGCCCUAUCUUUGCGUUCCUGCUGCGCUGGACUUCCGGAGGGAGGUCUGCGGCGGGGAGACGGCGAUUUAUGCUUAUUUGGAGGAGUUGGCGGUUCAGGCGGCGGAUCUUGUUGCCGAGGCGUUGGGGACGGAGGUUUUGGGGGCGGAUUUGGUUUCUUCUUCUUCUUCUUCGUCUUCUAUCAGCCCUGGACAUCAGGGAGGGGAAAACUCAACGAGGAGUCCCUGGCGGCGAUGCGCGAUGAAUAACGUGCGGUUACCGGUUCGGGUUGGGGAUUCUUCGCUGACGGACAAGAAGGAGGCACAGGCGGUGGUCCCGGCGGACCGCGUCCCUGCUGUCGUGGACUGGAUGCAGAGGAGGCUGGUCGAGGAUUACGGCACGUUUGUGCCUGUGUUCGCGCAUGCGGGCUGGUUGUGGGUGCGGUUGAGUGCGCAGGUGUAUCUUGAUCGAACUGAUUUCGAGUGGUUGGUUCCUGUGCUGAAGGAGUUGGUGGGGCGGGUUGAGGGGGAGCUUUUGGAGUGA